CUUGUGGUCAUCAGUGACCCCCACAUCAAGAUUGACCCUGACUACUCGGUGUACGCUAAGGCCAAAGAACAGGGCUUCUUUGUGAGGAGUCCUGAAGGGAGAAACUUUGAAGGGAUUUGCUGGCCUGGUCUCUCCUCUUACUUGGAUUUCACCAAUCCCAAGGUCAGAGAGUGGUAUUCGGGUCUUUUUGCUUUCUCUGUUUAUCAGGGAUCUACAGACAUCCUCUUCGUAUGGAAUGACAUGAAUGAACCCUCUGUCUUUAGAGGGCCAGAGCUAACUAUACAGAAGAAUGCCAUUCAUCACGGCAAUUGGGAACACAGAGACCUUCACAACAUCUAUGGGUUUUAUCAGCAAAUGGCUACUGCAGAAGGACUGAUACAGCGAUCUAAAGGGAAAGAGAGACCCUUUGUUCUUACACGUUCUUUCUUUGCUGGAUCACAAAAGUAUGGUGCUGUGUGGACAGGUGACAACACAGCAGACUGGAGUUACCUGAAGAUUUCUAUCCCAAUGUUACUCACUCUCAGCAUCACUGGCAUCUCUUUCUGUGGAGCUGAUGUAGGUGGGUUCAUUGGGAAUCCAGAGGCAGAGCUGCUAGUGCGUUGGUACCAGGCUGGAGCCUACCAGCCCUUCUUCCGUGGCCAUGCCACCAUGAACACCAAGCGGCGGGAGCCCUGGCUAUUUGGGGAGGAGCACACCCGGCUCAUCCGAGAAGCCAUCAGAGAGCGCUAUGCCCUCCUGCCCUAUUGGUAUUCUCUAUUCUACCAUGCACAUAUGGCUUCUAAGCCUGUCAUGAGACCUCUGUGGGUAGAAUUUCCUGAUGAAUUAGAGACUUUUGGUAUAGAAGAUGAAUACAUGCUGGGAAGUGCUUUAUUGGUUCAUCCAGUUACAGAACCAAAAGCCACCAUGGUUGAUGUGUUUCUACCAGGAUCAAAUGAGGUAUGGUAUGACUCUAAGACAUUUGCUCAUUGGGAAGGAGGAUGUGCUGUGAAGAUCCCAGUAGCAUUGGACACUAUACCAGUGUUUCAACGAGGUGGAAGUGUGGUACCAACAAAGACAACUACAGGAAAAUCCACAGGCUGGAUGACUAAUGCCCCAUAUGGACUCCGGGUUGCUCUGAGCAGUAAGGGUUCUGCAGUGGGUGAGUUAUAUCUUGAUGAUGGUCAUUCAUUCCAGUACCUCCACCAGAAGCAAUUCUUGCACAGGAAGUUUUCAUUCUGUUCUGGUGCUUUGAUCAACAGUUGUGCUGAUGAGAGGGGUCAAUAUCCCAGCAGGUGUGUGGUGGAGCGGAUCUUGGUCUUGGGGCUCAGGAAGAAACCAUCUUCUGUGACCACCCACUCAUCUGAUGGUAAAGAUCAGCCUGUGACUUUUACAUAUUGUACCAAAACAUCCACGCUGAGCCUGGAGAAACUCUCGUUGAACAUUGGUGCUGACUGGAAAGUCCACAUCAAUUGACAAAAGAGUACCCCUGGUGACACACACAGGGAGCUGCCUACACCUUUCCACCCUUCCCUUGGCCUUUUUUUUUGAGAUUUGUGCUGCAGUUUAAUUGACUUCUCUGGCUCAAAAUAAUCUUUCAUUAAUUAGCAGUAUAUAAUGAACAAUAGAUUUCAUAUUUUACAUUUUAAGAUGUACUAAUGAUACUCUUCAUGUCUUGGACCCAAGUAGCCCUGAGAUAUUUAUAGAGUUCAUGAGUCUUCCAUUGCCUCUUGGGCCAUGGCCCAGUGGUAAACAGUAUGGCCCAGUGAGCAGCCUCUCCUUGAGCAGGGCUGGAUGGGUUUGUUUUAAUGUGGGCCAUGCCUACUUAUGUGGCCCAUUU
Messenger RNA from Galeopterus variegatus (Sunda flying lemur), 1816 nucleotides. RefSeq names its product neutral alpha-glucosidase C. Gene Ontology annotation, molecular function: alpha-1,4-glucosidase activity. Gene Ontology annotation, biological process: carbohydrate metabolic process; N-glycan processing. The transcript is spliced from 13 exons. Lineage: Eukaryota; Metazoa; Chordata; Mammalia; Dermoptera; Cynocephalidae. The annotation marks the transcript as partial. The record is from RefSeq and is a predicted model, not a curated record.